Sitodiplosis mosellana (orange wheat blossom midge) is the source of this 873-nucleotide messenger RNA. RefSeq lists its product as uncharacterized. Lineage: Eukaryota; Metazoa; Arthropoda; Insecta; Diptera; Cecidomyiidae. The transcript has 4 exons. Bases 1 to 873 code for a protein of 290 amino acids. The record is from RefSeq and is a predicted model, not a curated record.
AUGAAUAAGUUCAAACGGUGGGUAUUUGUCAUUUUGAUUUUGUGUAAUACGCUUGUGAGUUCAUUGGGCCAUCGAUCUCGCCGUUUUCUGACAUUCCCUCCGACAGCGCCUACUCGUGUACAGAUCAUAUCCGGUAUCGGUAUUCCAGUGGAUUUAGAGCUUGAGUCAGUGACAAUUGGCUAUGUGUUUAAAGCAGAAUUUUUCUUACCCGAAAAUGCGUCGAAUUAUCUGAACGGUUUGGCUGAUCCAUUUGAUAUAACAACUCGACCGAUAACGGGGCGUCGAAGACGAUUUAUUGAAGAAACAAAAUCCACCCAAGUGCCAGAAAAUACAUUAAAUGAUUAUCAAGGCUUUGAUAGCGAACAAAAUGAACGAUUUGAAAAGCAUUUAGUUGAUGCGGAAAUUAUUGAAAGUGGAACGGUGGCAACAAGUGAUGUUGAUGAAUAUUCGGAUGAAAGGUCAUGGUUUGAACCGGAACAUUUCGAUAGAUCUAAAGAUCCAACAGCAUUGAAGGGGCCACAAAAUUUGGGAACGACACGUUGGACCAUUUACAAAGGGAUGGCCGCCAUCGCAGAAAGCAAGGGAUUGUCUGGCAAACCGUGCGUAUUGAGGAGCAUAUGCGAAUCGGCUCAUACUCUGUUUGACUAUUCGAAUGGGAUUAUUGGCGAAUUAAUGCAUAUUGUUAUGUCGCCAUCAGCUACGCAAGAUGAAAUCUCCGAUUAUUCAGAUUUGGAAUAUUACCGCGCAGAAAGGCUUGGCAAAGAAGGUGCACCAUGUGAGCGUGUGUUCAAAGACUGUCGAAUAUCGAUUCUUGAGCAAUUUACCGGUGUUUAUACGCCAAUAAUGAAUAUGCUCAGUCGUCUCAUUGAUUAG